GUUCAUCAACAUACCUACUCCAAAGAACACAAAUUGGAAGUACAGAUUUUGAGUUUUGAGUUUUGAUUUUUGAUUUUUGAUUUUUCCAAUUACUUUGUAGUAACUGAUUUGAACAUAAAAAACAAAAAUCAGCAAAACAAACCAAUUGAAAAAGUAUUCUUUGAAGAAAUCCACACUGUAAUCUCUCAAUUUUCGAUUUGGGUUUCAGAAAUGUUUGUUCGUUUUCCAUUUGGGUUUGUGUUAAUUUCUCUUACUUGAUUCAAUUCUGGGUGAAAAAACUGUACUGUUUGAUAUCCGGGGAGAUAAUGGAUACCCAUAUCUGUUCCGGGCGUGGGUCUAAUGGGUUGGGUACACAAUCGGACUAUGGGUUUGCUUUCGACGAUAGUAACUUUUCUGAUCGGGUAUUGAUGAUUGAGGUCGUACCGGACUUGCCGGAACUGAAAACAGAGGAGGAAGGUUUGAGUUUAGUUGUUGAUUGGGCUCGGAAACGGAAGCGUAGGAGAGAAGAAAUCAACAGAAGAGGAAAUGAUGCGGAUGUGGUCGUGCAACGUGAUGAGCAGGUAGUAAAUUGUACUGCUCUAGAAAUGGAAGAUGGUCUUGCUGAUGACGAACGGGAAGAAGAAGCUGUAGUAAUGCUUGAAGAAUCGCCUUCUGGCAUAGUGAUGACUACAAAUCUCUUUGGCGAUGAUGAAGAGUCUGAAAAUGACGAUUCAUCUACGGACAUGGACUCCUCAAACCCCCUUCGUGUGAGAACUUUACAUAUCAGUUCUCCCAUUUUGGCGGCUAAGAGUCGAUUCUUUUACAAGUUGUUCUCAAAUGGUAUGAAAGAGUCGGAGCAACGGAACAUAACUAUACAAAUCCAUGCGUCGGAAGAAGCUGCGCUCAUGGAUCUCUUGAAUUUUAUGUAUAGUAAUACUUUUUCAGCUACAACACCUACUGCUGUGCUUGAUGUGAUGAUGGUUGCUGACAAAUUUGAGGUUGCGUCAUGCAUGAAAUACUGCAGCCACUUACUGCGGAAUCUACGCAUGACGACUGAAUCAGCAUUGCUCUAUUUGGAUCUUCCUUUCAAUAUAUUAGUGGCUGAUGAAGUUCAGCCAUUAACAGAUGCUGCAAAACAGUUUCUUGCUCAACGUUUCAAGGACAUAACCAAGUUCCAAGAAGAUGUAUUGAGUCUACCUCUUUCGGGAAUUGAGGCUGUUUUGUCCAGUGAUAAUCUUCAAAUUGCUUCAGAGGAUGCUGUCUUUGACUUUGUGUUGAAGUGGGCUCGUAUGCAUUACCCAAAACUUGAGGAACGACGGGAAGUAUGGAGCUCACAUCUUCUUCACCUCAUUCGAUUUCCAUGCAUGACAUGCAGGAAGCUGAAGAAAGUCAUGAUGUGCAAUGACUUUGAUCCCAAGCUUGCUUCAAAGCUUGUUUUCGAGGCUCUUUUUUAUAAGGCCGAAGCACCGUAUCGGCAGCGGUCAAUUGCUGCCGAGGCGGGGAAUGCGUUGUACCAUGGUUAUGUGGAGCGGGCAUACAAGUACAGACCUAUUAAAGCUCUUGAGUUUGAAACACCUCGUCAGCAGUGUGUUAUAUACCUAGAUUUGAAAAGAGACGAGUGUGCUAGCCUCUUUCCAGCUGGUAGAGUUUAUUCGCAGGCUUUCCAUUUGGGUGGACAGGGGUUUUUCCUGUCAGCUCAUUGCAACAUGGAUCAUCAAAGUGCAUUCCAUUGCUUCGGGUUGUUUCUGGGCAUGCAAGAGAAGGGGUCAGUGUCAUUUGCAGUUGAUUAUGAGUUUGCAGCUCGUAUCAGUCCAGGUGAGGAAUAUGUGAGCAAGUACAAGGGAGACUACACCUUUACUAGUGGCAAGGCUGUUGGCUACAGGAACCUGUUUGGUGUAGCUUGGACCCCGUUUCUGUCUGAAGAUAGUUUAUUCUUCAUCAAUGGAAUUCUCCAUCUUCGCGCAGAGCUUAGAGUCAGGGUAUAGAAAGCCGUAGUCCUGGGAAUUUUUUACCUUGUAAUGGUAUCUUACUUUCUUACUUAAAGUGCUCCACAUAUGAGCUAGAGUUUUGUGGGCUAUAAUGUUGUUUACCUGUUGCCAUAGUUGCACUGUUGUAAAUUAGUAAAAUCAAACUUGUUGAGUAGUUUCAUAUUUUGAUCUUUUA
This is a messenger RNA of Solanum verrucosum, 2142 nucleotides long. Its product is annotated as BTB/POZ domain-containing protein POB1-like. The record is from RefSeq and is a predicted model, not a curated record. The transcript is spliced from 6 exons. Gene Ontology annotation, cellular component: nucleus. The coding region runs from base 306 to 1964 and encodes 552 amino acids. Gene Ontology annotation, biological process: response to red light. NCBI's taxonomy places the organism in Eukaryota, Viridiplantae, Streptophyta, Magnoliopsida, Solanales, Solanaceae. Gene Ontology annotation, molecular function: protein binding.